This is a messenger RNA of Didymosphaeria variabile, 804 nucleotides long. RefSeq lists its product as uncharacterized. The record is from RefSeq and is a predicted model, not a curated record. Gene Ontology annotation, cellular component: nucleolus; striated muscle dense body; catalytic step 2 spliceosome. NCBI's taxonomy places the organism in Eukaryota, Fungi, Ascomycota, Dothideomycetes, Pleosporales, Didymosphaeriaceae. Gene Ontology annotation, molecular function: actin filament binding. The transcript has 2 exons. Bases 1 to 804 code for a protein of 267 amino acids.
AUGGUCAAGCCGCUCUCCUUCAAAGGCGACAAGAAAGUCAAGAAGCGCAAGCGCGUCGCCGACGACACCGACACCGACGCGCCCGCUUCCAAGGCGCUGACCACGACCACCUCCACCACGGAUGCCGCCACGGACGACGACUCGUGGGUGAACGCCGAUGCGCCGACCGAUGUCUCGGGCCCCAUUAUCGUAGUUCUGCCUACAGAGCCGGUGACGUGCCUGGCGUGUGAUGCCAACGGCAAGGUCUUUUGCAGUCAGAUCGAAAACUGUGUCGAGGGCGACCCGGCGACGAGCGAGCCGCAUGAUGUGCGGCAAGUCUGGGUUGCGACGAGAGUCGCGGGAACGGAAUCUUUCAGUUUAAAAGGUCACCAUGGCCGGUAUCUGGGCUGUGAUAAGUACGGCAUACUGAGCGCGACAUCCACGGCUGUCUCACCCGCCGAGUCGUUCACGGUGAUCCCCAUACCAGACAACCCCUCCACGUUCGGGCUACAGACUGCACGGGAUACCUUCCUCACUAUCGACGACUCCAAGGCCAGCGGUCCAGAUGUGCGCGGCGAUGCGGAGGGCAUAACGUUCAAUACUACAUUCCGGAUAAGGAUGCAGGCCCGCUUUAAGCCGAGGCACAAGGUCGCGAAGGCGGAGAAGGCGUUGGAGAAGAUUAGCAAGAAGGAGCUGGAGGAUCUCAUCGGCCGAAGACUAGAAGAUGACGAGGUGAAGAAGCUAAGGAAAGCGAGGAGGGAGGGUAACUUCCAUGAGGUUUCGCUGGCGUACAAGGUGAAGACCAGCCACGACAAAUAUGCCUGA